Mycena indigotica is the source of this 357-nucleotide messenger RNA. RefSeq lists its product as uncharacterized. The coding region runs from base 10 to 357 and encodes 115 amino acids. The transcript has a single exon. The record is from RefSeq and is a predicted model, not a curated record. Lineage: Eukaryota; Fungi; Basidiomycota; Agaricomycetes; Agaricales; Mycenaceae.
AUCUUUGCGAUGAUCGCGCUCGAGAGCGUCGCGAGCGUCGUCGUCAUCGGCGUCCUCUACGGGCUGUGUGCGGGGCUACCGCUGGCCAUGGUGGCGCGCGGCGGUGUUCAGCGGCGUGCAUCUCCCUCUCGUGCGCAUGCGUUCCCUUGUCGUGUUGGUGUUGGUGGCAUGGGUCAGGUCAUGACACUUGCUGGCGCAUGCGUGUUCGUGCUGCUCAUCCUUACCACGGCCGUUCGCAGAGAUGCACGUUGUCGAGAACUGGAUACGGAGACGAGAGUGGAGGAGAAGGCGCCAGCUGGUCUUGGCUCGGAGAAUCCAUCGAGGCUUUCGCUACCACUUGAAGUAGAAGAGCCUUAG